Messenger RNA from Arabidopsis arenosa, 2185 nucleotides. The record is from the annotation of a GenBank genome assembly. NCBI's taxonomy places the organism in Eukaryota, Viridiplantae, Streptophyta, Magnoliopsida, Brassicales, Brassicaceae.
AGCAGCAACAAUGGUUCUUCUACCGAUCUAUUCAUUUGUUUCACAUCUCGUUUCUCUUCUUCUUCCUCUAUGCGUCUCUCUUCCAAAUCCAUCCAUAGUCCAGCUCGUUCCGCUUGUCUCACUACUUCUCUUAGCCGUCGUCUCCGUACUAGCGGUAGCUUGAAGAACGCUUCAGCUGGCGUUUUGAACUCUCCGAUGUUUGGUGCUAACGGAGGACGGAAGAGAUCUGGAUCUGGUUACGAGAAUAGUAACAACAAUAAUAAUAACAUAGAGCCGUCGUCUCCGAAGGUGACGUGUAUUGGUCAAGUUAGAGUGAAGACUAGGAAGCAUGUGAAGAAGAAGAUGAGAGCUAGAUCUAGAAGGAAAGGAGGUGAGUCGAGUUUUAGGAGAUCCGUUGAUCAAAACGACGGUGGUGGUGGUGGUGGAUGUCGUUUUGAUGCGAGUGAGAAUCGUUGGGUUCAUCUUCCGGUGACUAUCUGUGAGUCGUUGAGAUCGUUUGGGUCUGAGCUCAACUGCUUUUUCCCUUGUAGAUCUUCGUGUACGGAGAAUAGUCAUGGAGAUGGGAGGCGAGUUGAGAGUAACAACGACGGUUGCGGCGGAGGAGGAGGAAGUUCGUGUGGUGCGGUGUUUACGAGGUGGUUUGUGGCGGUGGAGGAGACGUCGGGUGGGAAGAGAAGAGAGAUUGAGCUUGUAGUUGGUGGAGAAGACGAAGUGGAGGAGGAUAGGCGGAGGAGUCGUCGGAGACAUGUUUUCGAGGGGCUUGAUUUGAGUGAGAUUGAGAUGAAGACGGAGAAGAAAGAGAGAGGAGGAGAAGAAGUUGGACGGAUGAGUAUUUGUUCUCCGCCGAAGAAUGCUUUGUUGUUGAUGCGGUGUAGAUCUGAUCCGGUUAAGGUGGCGGCGUUAGCUAACCGGGUUCGUGAAAGACAGUUGUCUUUAAACAACGGCGUAUACGGAGGAGGAACAGAGGAGGAAGAUGAUGAGAGACGAAGAAGGUUUGAGCUGGAAAUUGAAGAUAAGAAACGGAUCGACUUGUGUGAGAAAUGGAUCUCCGGCGAAACUAAUGUGGAGACAGAAGAAGUUUCAGUUACAGUUGCCGAGGCAGAAGUAGAAGUUCCUUUGCCUUCAAAUCCAGCUACAGAGGAAGAAGCAAGAGUCAAAGCUGUGGAAGAUUCGAUUGUUGAAGAAGAAGAAGAAGAAGCUUCGAAAAUUCUGGAUUCGUUUGAGGAAGAAAUUGAAGCUACGAUCAUGAAAAACAUUGAAGACGAAAUCAGAAACGCUAUAGAAGAAGAUGAGAAACUGGCUGAGAUGGAAGAAUUAGCGGCGGUGGCUGAGACGGAGGAGGAAGAAGAAAGCAAAGAGGUUGAUGUUGCUACCUGUAUAACUCAAAAUGAGGAAAGAUCCGAACAAGGAAACAGAGAACCCGACCCGAGUCCGGAAGUGGUGAUGAGAAGAAGUCUACAAGAGGAAACAACGGAGAAAGAGAAGACGACGGCGACGCCGUAUAAGGUGUUACCGGAUUGUUUGCUGCUAAUGAUGUGUGAACCAAAGCUCUCAAUGGAAGUCUCUAAGGAGACUUGGGUCUGCAGUACAGAUUUCGUUCGAUGUUUACCAGGAAGACCUCCGGCGAAGAAGAUACCUCCAGAAGCUACCGGAGAUAAUCAUCAUCAUCAUCAACCCAAGAAGCGGAUCGUCACGGCCGUUGAUUCCAACGCAUCUUCUCGCCGGCGUUCAAUCGAUAAACCACCCUUACACCUUCAGCCACCACGGUCAUCGUGUUCAUACCCAGCAGCUCCACCAAUAAUAAUGGCAGCUGCGGCGGUUGGGGAGCAGAAGGUAGCCGGAGCUAAUAAGGCGUACGAGCCACCAGUGCUGCCACGUUGCAAAUCGGAGCCGAGAAAGUCAGCGUCGAAGCUAGCGCCGGAAGCUUGUUUCUGGAAAAAUAGGAAGCUGGAGCCACACCCUCCGGCAACCGUCGGAGUCGGCGGCGCCGGAGUAGGGUUCUAGAAGAAGGGGACUUGAGUGGGAAUAAAGAAAACUAUUUGGGUGUAACAGUAAUUUCAGUAUACUAUUUGUCCUUGUUUGUAAAUUUGUUUUGUUAGUCAUAAUUCAUUUUCUUUCACUGUGCCAAUGUUUUUUCAUGAAAAUCUGUAUCCGUUUUUUUUGUCCGUUAGUCUAAUGUCUCACU